CCUUAUUUCACCAUUUGGUGUAUAGAGGGUAACUUAUUAGCCUUGCGAAGUAUAUAAAACUCAGAUUCGUGUCUAUGUGAAACGAUCUGUUUAAGAGAAGCUGUUUUUUGUUAAAAGGAAGAUCGUUUUCAUGUGUGAGAACGGAUUUCGUUUCGUUCGAAGAAAGUACAUGAUUAUCUCAGAAGACAAUAUAAUGGAGUUUUAAGAUAAAUAAUGAAUAACAUUUUUUUUUUAAUACAAAGUAAGGGAAUAUACCAUUUUUUUCCAGUCCAAAUGGCCAACAAAUGGAAUUGAUAAAACUUAUCGGACAACUUUGAGGUAAUUGACAUCAACAUGUGUGGGACAUCAUCAUUGUGGGCGAGACUAGCCCUUCUGUGUAUUGUUUUAUCCAUGAUCUUGUUCAUUGCUGGCUUCGCAACUACCUCCUGGAUGGUCUACGCCUUCACGUCCGGUGCCAAAAUUCGGGUAGGCCUAUGGAAGGCCCAGGCGUGUACAUCGGCGGGGACCUGUGCGGACAGAACGGUACCAGACUCGUACAGGACAGAUGGCUACCGAGGUACCCAGGCCAUGGAGGUGAUUGCCCUCUUGAUUCUCCUCGUAGCACCGAUCGCCGUGCUCGUCUACGUCGUGGUGGAGAACCUCAGGACCUGGACGUUUGCUUUCGUCUGUAUGAUUCUGUGUUUCUUGGCUGGCCUGUUCGUGACCAUUGGGAUGAUACUUUGGCUGGUGUACGUAACUAGUCCCUUCUACGUGGGCUUCUCAAUGGGACUGACGGUGAUGGGCGGCAUCCUUGCCAUCAUUGCUGGCCUCCUCUUCAUACCAGAGCUAGAGGAUGACAGCAACUAUCGCAGUGACACGCCUCCUCCCGAAAGGCGCUCCGUCACGCCCCCAUCACGCAUGCCGUCCAGAAACCUCAGAUCGGAACCUUUAAGACCAAUCGCAGUCAGCCCCUACCCUAUAGCAUACACAACUACCCCAAGGGCCAUGUUGACCCCUUAUUACUAAUAACAUUAAAGACCAACGAUACAUGUAGGCUCUAAGAAGUUGUUGUCAACAACUUCAACGUGUUUGAGUGUAGAAAUCGGAUAUUGCUUUUAACCAUGGACCUAUGACGUGUUUAUAGUCAAUGUACAGAACAGUGAGAUGUCAAGAACAUCUAAGGAAUGUGGACAAUGUGAUAAGUAGUUUGGAAACAGCCGGUGGUUCUUAUCUUUCAGGGACUUGAAUUGAUUACAACAAGCUUCAUUAGAUUAAUGACACUUUAAAAGUAGUUUAAAUCCUCGUCUUCAAAACUGUGUCCUGGAGUUCACAAUUUCUUUACACUUGCAAGACUUACACAUAAAUACUCUUAUUUCUACCCAUAUAAAUCUAGUAUCAAUCUGCAUAUGUACUUCAAGUCACCACAUCAUAGAUUUCUGAAAUACAACACAUGUAUAGCUUGCCAUUCCAAAACAUUUUUGUUAAGGUACCUAAGUUCAGGAAAUGAAUUAUCUAAACGUGAAUAAUUCCGUUUCAUUCAUUCAGAAAACAAUGAUUUUAGUGUUGGACUACCGAGGGGUACAUUGUAUGUUUAUUUUCGAACAGGGCUGAGUGCUGUCAAUGUGAAAGCACUUGCAAUUUAUAAAACAGGACAGACUAAUGUCGAUGUGAAGACACUAAAAAACAUAUAGAAUAUGGCCAUUUGUAUCCUUGAACUUCCUGGGGUUACGCUCACUUUCUAGAGUACGUUCUUUGCACUCCUGGGAUAUGUCAUGACAAAAUCGAAGGCAUGUGGUUAGCAACUUCAUUGGUUUCAGGUAACAAACGCCUGCCCAAUCUUAGAUUAACUUCUCGUUUGAAGAGUACAGAAGAGGGACAUCCAACACCAAAGCUGGUCAAUUUUACCGUAAUGCUGCCGCAGUUCUUUUGAUGUACAUCAAACUCAAACUAGGUCAAUUGUAUCAUUGACCAGGAGUAACGUACCGUGCCUUCAAUUUCGUCUUGACAUAUGCCAGGGGUUGUGCAGAGAAGUUAAGUGAUGGUAACCCUUGGAAUUUUGAGGAUGGGC
Messenger RNA from Mizuhopecten yessoensis (Yesso scallop), 2047 nucleotides. RefSeq lists its product as uncharacterized. The record is from RefSeq and is a predicted model, not a curated record. The transcript has 3 exons. Lineage: Eukaryota; Metazoa; Mollusca; Bivalvia; Pectinida; Pectinidae. Bases 334 to 1005 code for a protein of 223 amino acids.